This is a messenger RNA of Arabidopsis lyrata subsp. lyrata, 1081 nucleotides long. Its product is annotated as receptor-like protein 12. The record is from RefSeq and is a predicted model, not a curated record. NCBI's taxonomy places the organism in Eukaryota, Viridiplantae, Streptophyta, Magnoliopsida, Brassicales, Brassicaceae. The transcript has a single exon. The annotation marks the transcript as partial. Gene Ontology annotation, molecular function: protein binding.
UUGCUUGUCGCCCCCGCCAGAUUCAAGAUAUUACGCAGUUCAAGAACGAGUUUGAUAAAUUGGCUCAAGCCUUUACCGAAUUUGAAAGUCCUUACCCUUCGUUCAAACAAGUUCUACGGUCCUAUAUCUCCUCCUCAUCAAGCUCCUCUCGAAUUUCCCGAGCUGCGGAUAUUUGAAAUAGCUGAUAAUAAGUUAACUGGAAGCUUGCCACCAAGUUUCUUUGUGAAUUGGAAAGCAUCAUCUCUAACGAUGAAUGAAGAUGCGAAUUUAUAUAUGAUACACAGUGAAGUUGGCUAUAGAUUUAUGGAUUUUAUUGAUUUGAAAUACAAAGGUUUAUCUAUGGAGCGAAAUUGGGUCCUUACUUCUUAUGCCGCCAUUGAUUUUUCUGGAAACAGACUAGAAGGACAGAUUCCUGAAUCUAUUGGUCUCUUGAAGGCAUUGAUUGCGCUCAACUUAUCGAACAACGCAUUCACAGGCCAUAUUCCUCUGUCUUUCGCCAAUCUUAUGAAUCUCGAGUCUCUAGACUUGUCAAGAAACCAACUCUCUGGCACUAUUCCGAACGGAAUCAAGACCCUCUCGUUUUUGGCGUACAUAAAUGUGUCUCAUAACCAACUCAAGGGUGAAAUACCACAAGGAACACAAAUCAUUGGGCAACCUAAAUCCUCCUUUGAAGGAAAUGCAAGGCUUUGUGGUCUUCCUCUCGAGGAAAGUUGCUUUGGCACUAGGGGACCUCCAAUGCAGCACCAUAAGGAUGAAGAUGAAGAAGAAGAGGAACAAGUGUUAAGCUGGAAAGCAGUGGCAAUAGGAUAUGUACCUGGAGUGUUGUUUGGAUUGGUGAUGGCACAAGUCAUUGCUUCAUACAAGCCGGAGUGGCUCGCCAAGAUAACUGGUCCGAAUAAGCACAGAAGCCGUUAAGAAUGUUUCGGUUUCGAAUGUGAUUCUUCAAUGGCUGUCAAGUAGUUGUUGUUCUUGUAUUGAAGCAUUUCCGUGUUGGUUAUGUAGUCUUUAUCUAAUGCUUUGUUUUGUUUAUUUUUUCUCAGUAGUCAUAUUCACAUACAUCUCUGUUUUUUCUAUACGCCGU